This is a messenger RNA of Bipolaris victoriae FI3, 267 nucleotides long. RefSeq lists its product as hypothetical. The transcript has a single exon. The annotation marks the transcript as partial. Lineage: Eukaryota; Fungi; Ascomycota; Dothideomycetes; Pleosporales; Pleosporaceae. The record is from RefSeq and is a predicted model, not a curated record. Gene Ontology annotation, cellular component: plasma membrane.
UACAUCGGUUGCUACACCGACAACAACUACCGCGUGCUACGAGAUGGCUUCAAGAAAGACGACAACAUGACGCGCGAUAUGUGCGCGGCAUUCUGCAAGGGCCGCAAGUACUACGGUGUACAGUACUCGGUUGAAUGCUUCUGUGGCGAUUCGUUCAUGACUGCGACGGAAAACGUGCCAGAGAAUAAGUGCAAUAUGAAGUGUGGUGGAGGUACCCUGAAUUGUGGAGGGUCGCAUAAGAUGAAUAUCUUUGAGAAGGUGUAUUAG